Messenger RNA from Fusarium keratoplasticum, 1716 nucleotides. RefSeq names its product Glycoside hydrolase family 13. Gene Ontology annotation, biological process: oligosaccharide catabolic process. The coding region runs from base 1 to 1716 and encodes 571 amino acids. The record is from RefSeq and is a predicted model, not a curated record. Gene Ontology annotation, molecular function: alpha-amylase activity. NCBI's taxonomy places the organism in Eukaryota, Fungi, Ascomycota, Sordariomycetes, Hypocreales, Nectriaceae. The transcript is spliced from 5 exons.
AUGGGCAGCUCAAACCAGAACCCCCGUGCUUGGUGGAAAGAGAGCUCGGUAUACCAGAUCUACCCUGCAUCCUUCCAAGACUCGACAGGCACCGGAGUGGGUGAUCUGAAGGGCAUCAUAUCUCGUGUCGACUACCUCAAGAACCUGGGCGUCGACAUAGUGUGGCUUUCACCAAUCUUCAAAAGCCCCCAGGUUGACAUGGGAUAUGAUGUCAGCGACUACGAGGUCAUCGAUCCCCCAUACGGGGACAUCUCGGACGUCGAUGUCCUCAAGGACAAGCUCCACGAGCGAGGAAUGAAGCUAGUCCUCGACCUAGUCGUGAACCAUACCAGCGACCAGCACGAAUGGUUCAAGGAGUCUCGCAAGUCCAAGGAUAACCCGUACCGUGACUGGUAUGUCUGGCGACCUGCAAAGUACGAUGCAGAUGGGAAUAGACAGCCUCCGAACAACUGGCAUGGUCAUUUCCAAGGAGACACAUGGGAGUACGACGAGACAACAGACGAGUACUACUUGCACCUCUUCUGCAAGGAGCAGCCAGACCUCAACUGGGAGAACCCAGCGGUCCGGAAAAAGGUCCACGAGAUCAUGCGCUUCUGGCUCGACCGCGGAGCCGACGGCUUCCGCAUGGACGUCAUCAACUUUGUUAGCAAGGACCAGGCCUUCCCCGACUCGGACCAGACCGUCCUCCGCGGCCACGAGUUUUACGCCUGCGGCCCGAGAUGCCACGAGUAUCUCAAGGAGAUUGGCGAGAUCCUGCGGGAAUACGAUGCCUUUAGCGUCGGCGAGAUGCCGUGCGUUCACGAUGAGCGCGAGUUGAUCAAGGCUGUGCGUGCUGACCGUGGGGAGCUGAGUAUGAUUUUCCACUUUGAGCUGAUGGAUCUUGACCACGGUCCAGGGGGCAAGUUCACACCUAGGACCUGGAAGUUGUCAGAGCUCAAGGCCACCACCCACAAGUGGCAGAAGUUCAUGUACGACAACCAGGGCUGGAACGCCCUGUAUCUGGAGAACCACGACCAGCCUCGAUCCGUCAGCCGCUUCGUUCACGAUGAUCCCCAGAAUCGUGUCGCAAGCGCCAAGCUGAUUGCAGUCUUCCUCGGCUUCCAGUCCGGCACGCCCUUCAUCUACCAGGGCCAGGAGAUUGGCAUGACCAAUGUGCCCAAGGACUGGCCCCUGGAGGAGUAUAAGGAUAUUGACUGCCUCAGCCAUUGGAACACCCACAAGGAUAACGCCGAUGCUGCAACCCUCGACUCAUACAAGGUCGAGUACCAGCUCAAGUCUCGCGACAACGCCCGAACCCCUAUGCAAUGGGAUGCAACCCCCAACGCGGGCUUUACAGCAGCCGAAGUCACGCCCUGGAUGCGCGUUAACGACAACUACCGUGACAUCAAUGCUGCCUCACAGACGUCGGACCCGGACUCGGUGUACCACUGCUGGCGUCGUGUGCUCGAGAAGCGCAAGGAGCACGUCGACAUCUUCGUCUACGGAGACUUCCAGCUGGUCGACGAGGCGCACGAAAAGGUGUUUGCGUACUCCCGGAAGGCCGACAACGGUGAUGCUGCGCUCGUCGUGUGCAACUUUGCGGCCGAGACGGUCUCGUGGACUUUGCCUGCCAAGGCCAGGGAGGUGUUGAUCAGUCCUACCGGGAGGACCUUGGAGGAGCUGAAUGGUAGAGAGAUCCAGCUUGCUCCUUGUGAGGCCUUUGCAAUUCUCAUGUAA